UUAGAUUAGCAUCAUCUCUUUAUUAGUCACUAAUAAAAAAAUAUAUAUAUUUGAUGAUUGAAGUGAAUUUUCAAAAACAAUACCAGCAUAGCAAAACAAAUCAAAUGGGGAACUACCUUUUGAUUUUAUUUCUCCUUUUUGUCCAUGGGAUUAUUACUGCACAAAGUCAACUCUCUGUUUCUGAUCAGAUUCUUCCGCCGAGCUGUCCGGCGCCGGAUCCUACACUUAAUUACCGGCCGAUCAUCGGAAUCGUGAGUCAUCCCGGCGAUGGCGCCACCGGCCGACUCAGCAACGCCACUAAUGUCUCUUACAUUGCAGCUUCCUACGUUAAAUUUGCUGAAAUGGCCGGUGCUAGAGUCAUUCCCCUCAUAUACACAGAGCCUCCCGAAGUUCUCAAUCAAAAGCUUAAUCUAGUAAAUGGCAUUAUCUUCACGGGAGGGUGGGCCAAAGAUGGUCUAUAUUUUGAUGUUAUUAAAGGAAUUUUCCAGAAAGUUUUGGAGAAGAACGAUGCUGGUGAACACUUUCCUUUACUUGCAAUCUGCUUGGGGUAUGAACUUUUAACAAUGAUCAUCACCAAUGACAACAAUAUUCUUGAGGAAUUCAGUGCAGUGAGCCAAGCAUCUACAGUACAGUUUGUGGAAAAUGUAAAUAUUGACGGAACAGUAUUUGGAAGAUUUCCCCCUGUGUUGCUAAAGAAGAUGAGUAUAGAUUGCCUUGUGAUGCAAAAUCAUCAUUUUGGUAUAUCACCAGAAAGAUUUCAAGCGAAUAAAGAUUUGAGUAGCUUUUUCAGGGUAUUGACAACUAGUACAGAUGAAAACAACAAGGUCUAUGUCUCCACUAUUCAAGCAACACGCUAUCCUAUAGCUGCUUUCCAAUGGCACCCAGAGAAAAAUGUUUUCGAAUGGGGUUCAUCAAGGAUUCCACAUUCUGAAGAUGCGAUUCAAGUCACUACACAUGUUGCCAACUAUUUUAUAAGUGAAGCUAGAAAAUCAUCUAACAAGCCAGUGGCGCGGGAAGUGCUUGAUAGUCUCAUAUACAAUUACAAUCCCACUUAUGGUGGGAAGGCAGGGAAGGGUUAUGACGAGGUUUAUCUCUUCACUCCGCAUUCUUCCUCGAGCUCCAUGUAGAGAAAAAAACACCAGUUUAGUUGAGCAAUAACAACUGCACAAUCUAAUUGAUGCAUAUGAAGUUCUACUCGAGAGUUAAUGUUAGUGUGUGAUGUAAACCGCGUUGCAACUGGCGUUCAAUCUCCGGAUACAGUUCUCACAACCAAAUGGGGAGGGAGGUAAAACUAGUUGUAUCAUAUUUGUUAGAGGUGGAUCCAAGAUUUUAAGCUUAUCAGUUCUGGACCACAAGCCUUUUAUCUUAAUGGAGAUUAUGUAUUAUUUAUGCAUAUUAAGAAACAUUUUAAAACAUAAA
Messenger RNA from Solanum verrucosum, 1419 nucleotides. Its product is annotated as gamma-glutamyl hydrolase 2-like. Gene Ontology annotation, molecular function: gamma-glutamyl-peptidase activity. The coding region runs from base 54 to 1127 and encodes 357 amino acids. NCBI's taxonomy places the organism in Eukaryota, Viridiplantae, Streptophyta, Magnoliopsida, Solanales, Solanaceae. The record is from RefSeq and is a predicted model, not a curated record. The transcript has 9 exons. Gene Ontology annotation, cellular component: vacuole. Gene Ontology annotation, biological process: tetrahydrofolylpolyglutamate metabolic process.